Messenger RNA from Rhopilema esculentum, 3669 nucleotides. Its product is annotated as endoplasmic reticulum transmembrane helix translocase. NCBI's taxonomy places the organism in Eukaryota, Metazoa, Cnidaria, Scyphozoa, Rhizostomeae, Rhizostomatidae. Gene Ontology annotation, molecular function: ATP binding; ATPase-coupled monoatomic cation transmembrane transporter activity; ATP hydrolysis activity. Gene Ontology annotation, cellular component: endoplasmic reticulum membrane. The record is from RefSeq and is a predicted model, not a curated record. Gene Ontology annotation, biological process: intracellular calcium ion homeostasis; transmembrane transport.
CAUUGAAUGCAACAGAUGACCCAGUCCAAGAUGGCGCUCAACAAAGAGAUAGACUACAUUCAACUGUAUCGCCGAAGACAGUUGUUAUACCAUGGCUAUGUCACCCCAUUUAUCUUUCUUUAUAUUGCUGUUUUAUAUUUAUGGAUAUUUGUUUAUGGAGCAUUAGAGCAUUUUGAGCUAGGAUGCAUCGCUUUAGCUAUUACAGGGGCUCUUCAAGUUUUGGCAUGUUUGUCAUGCCACUGGUCAGUCCAUGUGCGGUGCGCUUUCACGUGUUCUAAGGAAAAUGAUAUUGAAAAGGCUGAUGCUGUGAAAGUUGUGCCCACUCCAAACAAUGGAAGUCCAGAGCUGGUCAGCUUGUACCGUGAUGAUGAUGUUCUUGGUAAAGUUAUUUGGUUUGAAUUUCAAAAAUUGAAGUAUGCCUAUGAUAAGGAAGAGAAAAAAGAAUUUUUACAAGUGGAUUUUCCAGUUGAUCAUUCUUUGAAGUUUUAUCAAGAAGCUAAAGGGUAUAUUGAAGAAGAUGAUGUAUUGAUUGCCAACCGUAAAUAUGGAUUUAAUAGGAUUGAAAUGACUGUUCCAGAUUUUAUGGAGUUAUUCAAAGAAAGGGCAACUGCACCUUUUUUUGUCUUCCAAGUUUUCUGUGUUGGACUUUGGUGUUUGGAUGAAUACUGGUACUAUAGUAUCUUCACCCUCUUCAUGUUAGUUGUUUUUGAAGCCACUCUUGUGCAGCAGCAACAAAGAAAUAUGAAGGAAAUAAGGAACAUGAGCAGCAAACCAUUCCAGAUUCAGGUUUAUAGAUAUAGAAAAUGGAGGCCAAUUAGCAGUGAGGAGUUGCUACCUGGAGAUAUCUGCUCAAUUGUGAGACCCAAACAAGAUUUUGUUCUUCCAUGUGACAUGAUCUUGCUCAGAGGUUCUUGUAUUGUUGACGAAUCGAUGCUAACUGGCGAGUCUGUACCACAAUUAAAGGAGCCAAUAGAAGAAUGCAAUGGUGAUGAACUUUUCCAAGAGCAGACACAUGGUAAACUGCAUGUCCUUUCGUCAGGUACUAAGGUUGUCAACAACACUCCAGUUCCUAAGACAGCUUCUGGCCUAAAAGCUCCUGACAAUGGCUGUGUUGCAUACGUCAUCAAAACUGGUUUCAAUACGUCUCAGGGAAAAUUGCUGAAAACCAUUCUGUAUGGUGUUAAGCGUGUAACUGCGAACAGCUUGGAAACGUUGAUGUUCAUCAUGUUCCUUCUGGUGUUUGCCAUCACUGCAGCUUCGUAUGUAUGGAUCAAAGGAACUGAAAAUCCAAAGAGAAAUCGAUAUAAACUUUUCCUGGAAUGUACUUUGAUUCUAACAUCGGUUGUUCCACCUGAGUUGCCGAUCGAAUUGUCACUAGCUGUAAACUCGUCGCUGAUUGCUCUUCACAAACUUGGUGUCUUUUGCACUGAACCCUUCCGAAUUCCUUUUGCUGGCAAAAUUGACAUUUGCUGUUUUGAUAAAACCGGAACUCUGACAAGUGACAACUUGGUUGUAGAAGGAGUGGCUGGCGUGGGUGAGGUAGAUGACAUCCAAGCAGUUGAGAGCCUUCCUAUAGAAACAGUCCGUAUUCUAGCAUCAUGCCAUUCUCUAACAUACGUUGAUGAUGUUAUAGUUGGCGAUCCAAUGGAGAAAGCGUUAUUGAAUUCCGUUGACUGGACGUUUACGAAAGGUGACGUUUGCCUUCCUAAAAAGGGCCAGAGACAGUCUUUGAAGAUUCUGCAUCGAUUUCAUUUUACAAGUGCCCUGCGUCGAAUGUCUGUGAUAGUUUCUAUGCAGACAAGUGAAUCGUCCAACCAAACUGUGUUAGUAGCUUGCAAAGGAGCCCCAGAAACGUUAAAAGGAAUGUUUCUAGAGGUACCUAGCAACUAUGAUGACCUUCAUCGCAAGCUGUCUUGUGAAGGUGGACGAGUCAUUGCUCUUGGCUACAAAGAUAUUGGCCAGCUAUCUUCUCAAGAGGUUCGUGACGUCACAAGAGAAAAGGCCGAGUGUGGUCUGAUGUUCGGUGGCUUCGCUGUUUUGUCCUGUCCUUUGAAGGUUGAUUCAAGCCAAACAAUCAAGGAAAUAAAACAUUCUUCCCAUCAUGUAGUAAUGAUUACUGGUGACAAUGUAUUAACAGCCUGCCAUGUUGCAAGAUCGUUGAAUCUUAGUGAAAAGCCCAUUCUGGCAUUAACACGGUGUGACAAUGCAGACGAGUCACCAGUGAGAUGGAUUUGGCAAUCGACGGACAAGAGCAUCCACUUCAAACUCUUUCCUGAUAACAUUAAAAAGUUUCUUAAAGACUACGACUUGGCUUUGACUGGAGAGGGCCUUUCUUAUAUGCUUCAGUCGGCCGAUAAUGUAAAGCUGUUGAAGACGUACCUUAUCCACGUUCGAGUAUUUGCAAGAGUAGACCCUAAGCAAAAGGAGUUUAUAGUAACAAAAAUGAAGAGUCUUGGGUAUAUAGUCCUUAUGUGUGGUGAUGGUACAAACGAUGUUGGGGCGCUCAAGCAUUCUCAUGUCGGAGUGGCACUACUGCCUGGAUCCCCAGAAAAGUGGAUCGACCCUCCUGAAAACGAGAAAAGUCGACGAAAAGACAGAGAACAAAAGAAAGAGAAAGAAGGGGCUGCGGAACAUGAAGAUGGAAUUAAAAAGUCACGCAAUAUGCCUUCAGGUAAAGGCACCUCCAAAGCGGCACGCAUGAGAGCUGUCACAAGAGGAGACACUGAAUCUCCGGCCUUAAAAUCAGCUAAUGAUCACCAAAAACGACUGAAAGAGUUACUGAAGGAGUUAGAAGAACAAGAGCAAGGCCAAAUCGUCAAACUUGGAGAUGCGUCAAUCGCUUCGCCAUUUACAUCUAGAUUUGCAAGUAUAAGAUGCAUAUGCCACGUGAUAAAGCAAGGCCGUUGCACUCUGGUCACAACGCUACAGAUGUUCAAGAUCCUAGCGUUGAAUGCACUCAUUUUGGCUUACUGUCAAAGUGUCCUGUAUUUGGACGGUGUCAAGUUCAGUGAUGGGCAAGCUACUUUCCAAGGCAUCCUUUUAGCUGGCUGUUUUCUGUUCAUCUCAAGAUCGAAGCCUCUCACAAUACUAUCAAAGGAGAGACCAUUGCCAAACAUCUUUAAUAUCUAUACAAUUGGAACUGUGCUGUGUCAGUUUGCAGUCCACUUCACCGCAUUGUUUUUUCUAGUCCAGGAAGUAUAUAGAUUAGUGCCAAAAUUAGAUGAUGUUGAUUUGGAAAAGAAGUUCGAGCCUUCUUUAUUAAAUAGUACCGUCUACAUUAUUUCAGUUGCUCUUCAAAUAUCCACUUUUGCAGUUAAUUACAGGGGGCGGCCGUUCAUGGAAAGUAUCGUCGAAAACAAGCCAUUGCUUGUCAGUAUAAGUGCUUCAGGAGCUAUAAUAUUUGGCCUAGCUGCAGGCCUCUUACCCGACUUUGCUGCACAGUUUGAGAUCAUCGACUUUCCACCUCAGUUCCGAAGCACACUCAUGAAAGUUCUCCUUUUGGAUGCUGCCUUGGCGUUCAUGGUUGACAGAGUUCUCCUCUGGCUUCUUGGAACAGCGAAAUUAAGGACAACCUAGACCAAAUAUACAAUAUGUAACUUAUGAAAUUUUAGUCAGAUAUUUCUUAAGCAAUAACUCGGUUGAAAUGAUAUUUCUUUUACUCGAGGUCAA